This is a messenger RNA of Medioppia subpectinata, 1962 nucleotides long. The record is from the annotation of a GenBank genome assembly. Lineage: Eukaryota; Metazoa; Arthropoda; Arachnida; Sarcoptiformes; Oppiidae.
AUGGAGCUAAAAGUAUGGUGCGAUGGCAUACAGCGUGUGGUAUGUGGCGUAUCCGCGGCCACCACGUGCCAAGAGGUUGUGUUCGCCCUAGCGCACGCCACGGGGCAAACCGGGCGAUUCAUCUUGAUCGAAAAAUUCCGCCACCAAUCCGAGCGCUUGUUGGCGCCGACAGAGCACCCGCUACUCGUGCUCAGCCAUUGGGGCGAAUACGCCACUGACGUGCAGUUUGUGAUGAAACGCAGCGACGGCCCGGUUGUACCCACCGGUGCCGCCACCGCGUCGGCCGCCAAACUGGCCAACACUGGCCUAUCGUUGGCCACUAGUCCUCAGCAGCACUCGAUUAGUAGCCCAGCCGUGAAUACCUCAGCCAAUGGGAGUGGACAGCAGCAGCAGGUGCUGGUCAAUGGUCAGCCCCCGCCACCAGCGCUGGUCAGCCCCAACCGCAGGGAUGUGUUUAAUAACUCUAUUAACCGAAAGUCUGGUCAUCGGCUAAAAUCUGACACGACACAACUGUCGCCAUCGAUGGCCAAACAGUUAUCAUCAGCCGCUACGACGACCGCCGCCGCAGCUGUGGCCAGGAAUGGCAACACUGGUAGCGCAUCCACACCCACCAGCACUCACACCAUAAUCAAUAGCAACACUACCAGCAGCAGCGGCAGCACAUCCAUCAGCACCGGCAGCCAUCCCAACCCUCAUCAUCACUCCAUACCCGGGUCAGCCCAACCGCUGACUACCGCCAGUCCCGUCAAACAACAGGUCCCGCCGACGACGACGACAACCGCUAACACUAACUCAAUCUCUAGUCAUAAUAAUAACCACAACAACCCUAUUAUUACCAGUAAUGCCAUUAACGCCAACAACCAAUUGGUUAAUAAUAUCAAUCAUAUGAACGCAAAUAUGGUUCAUAACAACCAUAACAAUAACAAUCAUCACUCCGGGGACCAGCUGUUGACCGAAUCGGCGCAACUGCACCAGAAGUUUAUCGCCAAAAACAAUACCAUCAAUAAUAUCCAUACCAUUAAUAGCAAUAGUAAUAACGCUAACAAUAAUAAUAACAAUACAAUCAUCGCUAUCAACAACACCGCCGACGCUAUGGUCACCAGCCCUAAGGGCACCGGCCAUAGGCCCAGACACCCGCCGCCCUAUAGCGAGGCCAUUAACAAGUCGGCACUGGUUACUGGCGGUACCGGUAGUCCCGUUACCACCACUACGGGCACCGGCGGCACAAACACUAGUCAACACCCGUUGGAGUUUGACUCGUCCUCCGCGUCCGAUGAUAACAACACAAUCGGCCGACAAGUGGUGACCAACACUACUACCGGUGGUCCGGGCGUUGGUAUUGGCGGUAAUAAUAAGCGCCGAUCGGCUGAGCCGUCGCCCCAAACGCAGAGCAAACAGCGGACCACUUGUGAUGUCGGUGCGGGUGGUGUUGGCGGCGGCGGCACCGGUAGUCAGAAGGAUCUGCUCCUCCAUAGGGAUGCCAUACGACUGGUCGAUAUGCAGAAGGAGACGAUGCGGGCGCAGGAAAUGGAAAUGUCUUCAGUCGAGCGGGAGAUAACGCUAAUCGAGAAGAACCUGAUGGACAACGAGCUGCUGAUCAGCGAAUACAAGUGCGAGAUGGAGGCCGUCCACCAGCGAUGGCAGGACCAGGAGGUGGUCAUCGAGCAGAUGGACGGCGCGGGCAUGGAGUGCGAGUUGGAUGAGUUGGUGGCCAGGGCUGCCUCCUAUGAGGACGACGUCCAGGCGGUGAAACACAAGUUGAGUCAAUGCGAGACACAGAUUGGCGACUGUAGGCAACAGAUUACGCGACUCAUGGAUCAGUUGGAGGCCGAAGAGGCGGUGGCCCGGAGGCAGAGGGCGGCCGCCAAUGAGGCUCAGUUGGAGGCGAACGAUGAGACCGAGAGGUUGGCCGAGCAGUUGGUCCGCGCGCUCAGGGAUAGGAAGGAUGAGUUCGAGUCACAG